Molecule: messenger RNA, 1344 nt
Organism: Erigeron canadensis
Lineage: Eukaryota; Viridiplantae; Streptophyta; Magnoliopsida; Asterales; Asteraceae
Exons: 2
Coding region: 39-1019 (326 amino acids)
Source: RefSeq, a predicted model, not a curated record
UCCCCACUUUAACAACACAACCAAACCACCAUUCCAUAAUGCACCGGUCUUCCUCCCACAACGCCACCGCCACCUCCGUCAAUGGCUUCUACAACUUUUUGACUCAAGGCCUUGACGAUCUUUUUCGAUCAUUUCACUCGAAUCACUUCAUGUCUAUCCAUUUUCUACAACAUGUUCUUUCUUCACUCCAAUCUUUUCAUUCUCAACUCAUUGCAGUUGUCCAAAAACUCCACUUGCCAGUUGGCGAAAAAUGGCUAGACGAAUACAUGGACGAAAGUGCCCGUCUUUGGGAAGUUUGUCACGUCAUCAAAACCGGUAUCACUAAUAUGGAAAAUUAUUAUUCUACUGCUCUUACCAUCACCACCACCCUAGAUAAUCACCACUAUUUAAACCCGCAAAUUUCCCGCCAGGUUCUAAGAGCGAUCAAUGGGUGCCAAAGGGAGAGAGUUGGGUUAGAGGAAGAGAAUAGGGGGUUAAUCAGAACAAGGAUUCAACCAUUGAUGAUGAAAUUCGAUAGAAACGUACUCAUUGAAUCGAAAUUCAAUGGGUUCAAUGGGUUUAGAGGAGUACUUUUUGCCUUGCGAAAUACAAAUUCCUUGCUUUUGCUGAUAUUGUUAAGUGGGUUGGUGUAUUGUUCACCUGUAACAAGUUUUUCUUCAUCUUGUCAUGGGAACAGCCACAUGAAUUAUAGUGAAAGUAAGUCAGUUUUCGGGUCCGGUUUCAUGGUUUCAGCAUCAAGGUUACAUGAGAAAGUUAUGGAGAAUGAAGAUGGUCAAAAUGGUGUUCUGCUUUAUGAGUUUUGGAAUGCAAGAACAGCUAUUGAUGAAUUGAAAACAGAGCUAGAAAGAAUUAGAGGGACCGGAAUGGAAUUUGAUGUAAGUGAAAGGGUUGAAAAGUUAAAAAGCUGUUCUAUGGGUUUGCAAUGUGGAGUUGAAAACAUGAUUGUGCAACUUGAUGACUUUUUUGAUGAGAUUGUUGAAGCUAGGAAGAAGCUUUUGGAUUUGUGUACACAUGGUUAGGGCUUCUAAGUUUAGUCUCAAUGUGGUUCGAACACCUUGUGAACGAUUAAGGGUUCGAGUCAUUUCUCGUCGGUUUUUGCCAUAAUAGGUAGGGACCGUGGGUUCGGUUAUCACAAAUCUUGCUCUUGUAGUUAGGGUCGUGAAUUUAGCCUUUUUGCCUAAUUUUUACCCUAGUAGGUAGUAACUAUGGGUUCGAGUCUCGUUCUUUUUGCUAGUUUUGCUAUUAUAAGUAGAACUUGUAAUUUCGAGUUUCACCCUUUUUGUCGAAAAAGGUAAGAGAUUAGACUUGUGCAGGAAGAAAAAGAAAAUCAAAUUAGACUAUUAG